AUGCAAUAUUUCAUUUUUAGUGUUUACUUUUCGCUACUUUCGGUUUCUCUUUUGACUUGUCAUUUGAUCAAUAUUGAAUUUUUGGUCUUGUUUCAGACUGUGGGAGAUACGUCUGCUGCACAAGCAAGUGGUGGACAAAAUGGACCUCAAAUUUGGGAAAGACCGUGGUCAGUGGAUGAAAUCAGAAAAUCUGCUUACAAUUGGACACUUGCAGGAGAUGCAGGGUUGUUACAACACCUGCAGGAAUUCUCACAGAGAAUCAUUUCCAGGACUCAUGAAAUUGAAAAAUCAGUAGAAGGAUUGGUUCAUGAAGCCAAGUUAACUGAUGUCAGAGUAAACAAUGUUUUUAAUGGUUUUAUGAUGUUGGCUAAUACACAGUUUGUAGAAAAUAGAGUCUACGAUGAAGAUGUGAAUGCUAUGGAGAAAAAACAAGAUGAACAGAAAAAAGAUCAGGAAAAGACACGCGAGGAGCGUGAAGCAGAAUUAAUACCUAAAGUGACGGCAGCAUUGAAAUAUGGUGUAGAUGUGAUCGACCAGGCGUUUGAAGCGUUAGAUACAAACGUAGCUAAUUCUGAUUCCGAAGAUGAUGAAGAUGUCAAUUAUAGGGUUGAUCCCAUUCUUGAGGCAAAGGAUCCGUACGUGACAAGACCAAUGCCAUGUUUGAUUGGUGGACCUGAUUUCUUACAAGACGAUAAUGUUGGAUUAACAGAAUAUGAAUCAGGUAAAUCUAUUUGA
Molecule: messenger RNA, 735 nt
Organism: Lottia gigantea (owl limpet)
Lineage: Eukaryota; Metazoa; Mollusca; Gastropoda; Lottiidae
Exons: 6
Coding region: 1-735 (244 amino acids)
Biological process (GO): retrograde transport, endosome to Golgi; protein localization to endosome
Cellular component (GO): WASH complex; early endosome
Molecular function (GO): retromer complex binding; phosphatidylinositol phosphate binding
Source: RefSeq, a predicted model, not a curated record